This is a messenger RNA of Physcomitrium patens, 2279 nucleotides long. RefSeq names its product sucrose transport protein SUT2. Gene Ontology annotation, molecular function: sucrose:proton symporter activity. Gene Ontology annotation, cellular component: plasma membrane; vacuole. The record is from RefSeq and is a predicted model, not a curated record. NCBI's taxonomy places the organism in Eukaryota, Viridiplantae, Streptophyta, Bryopsida, Funariales, Funariaceae.
ACGCUAGCACUCAAGGCACCUGCAGCAGCAACAACAGCUGCUUCGUUGCCUGAGUGCCUGCGGCGUUGCUGGAUCUCCCACUUGGCUGCAUUCGCCCCCGCCUCCCUCGCUGCCUCGCUGCCUGCCUGCGUGUCUGGUUGGAUUCGGUGGUUAACUAGUACCUACCUACCUACCUACCUCUCCCUCCCUCUCUCUCUUCUUCCCCCUUGAGAGCGGAUUCAUCUUCUUGUCGAUGUGCGUCGUGUUUAGGGAUUGAGUGGAUUGGGUUCGCAGGGAUGGAAUCGCAGCGGGUGAAGAAGAAGAACCGGGUUCCGAUCCGGGCGCUCAUUCAGGUUGCUAGCGUUGCCGCCGGGGUGCAAUUUGGGUGGGCGCUGCAGCUGUCGUUGUUGACGCCGUAUGUGCAGGAGCUUGGAAUCCCGCACGCAUGGGCGAGUUUCAUCUGGCUUUGUGGGCCGAUCAGUGGCAUGGUCGUGCAACCGAUUGUUGGGCAUUACAGUGAUAGCUGCACGAGUAGCUAUGGGAGACGGCGGCCGUUCAUUCUCGGUGGUGCCAUCUUGGUGGUGGUCGCAGUGCUUAUCAUUGCGUUCUCGGCUGAUCUCGGGUACCUCCUCGGUGACGAGAUUCUUGGGGCAACGCGCCCACGGGCGGUGCUCGUUUUCGUUUUCGGAUUCUGGGUUCUCGACAUGGCAAACAAUACCCUUCAGGGCCCCUGCAGAGCGUUGCUGGCGGAUUUCACAGGGAAGGACCAGAAGCGGAAUCGUCGAGCGAACGCUUUCUUCUCUCUGUUCAUGGCCUUAGGAAACAUUUUGGGGUUUGCGACGGGAGCGUAUGAUGGUUGGUACAAGAUUUUUGCGUUCACGCACACCAAGGCGUGUGACAUUGCCUGCGCUAACCUCAAGUCCGCGUUUCUGUUGGGUGUGAUUCUCUUGUCUUUCACCACUUUCUUGAGCGUGACUGCAGCCAGUGAGGUUCCGUACGAUCCUAAGAAUGCAAUCAAGGGCACCGCAACGAAGUCCGUGAGGCAGCCCCUGUUGGCGGACAAGCCCGUGGAUCGGAUUACCUCCAGCUCCGCAGCGGAGGCGUCGUCCGAUGACGACGACGACGAGGAUGACCAUGAAUCCGAAGCGCUUUUCUGGGAGCUAAUGGGGGCUUUGAGGGACCUCCCGAGGCCUAUGUGGUGCAUUCUCCUCGUUACCGCGCUCACGUGGAUCGCCUGGUUCCCGUUCCUCCUUUUCGACACGGACUGGAUGGGCCGUGAAGUCUACGGCGGUGAGCCGUCAGAUCCGCUGAAAAGCGUAUGGUACUACGAUGGCGUGCACAUGGGAUCUCUGGGGCUGUUGCUGAACUCCGUCGUGCUGGGUUUGUCGUCGCUUGCUAUUGAUUUUGUGUGUAGGAAGCUGGGAUCCAGCUACGUCUGGGGAAUCGCCAAUAUGAUUAUGGCGGCCUGCUUCGGGGGAACCGGAUUGGUCACCCUGGCCGCUUCUCGGGCAGCAGCUCUCGCGCCCAGUGCGGGCCCACCGACUUAUGUGAUCUACUCCGCGCUGGCGAUUUUCUCGAUUUUGGGCAUCCCCCUCGCAGUGACAUACUCGGUGCCGUAUUCACUCACUGCAACGUACACUGAGAAAGUUGGUGGUGGCCAAGGAUUGUCUGUGGGAUUGCUGAACCUCGCAGUCGUCGCACCCCAAAUGGUUGUGUCGGUGGGGAGUGGGCCUUGGGACGAGCUCUUUGGCGGGGGCAACAUGCCGGCCUUUUUGUUUGGAGCUGUGGCUGCUUUUAUCGGUGGCAUCGCAGCCGUGCUUCUCCUACCUCGCCCUCCGCCCGAUUUUACCACCAGGAACCGGCUUCGCAGGACUCACAGUUCCCCUAUUCCUUGAACUUGUAGAGUUUAUCGUUCCUUUGAAUUGUAGUGCCUUCGUUUUCCUGUAGAAGGUCAUAAAUUAUGGCAGGUUGCAGUGAUUUUUAGACUUCGAAUUUUAUGAAUCAGUCUGUGAUAAGGUCUUCGAUCUGCCAGAGUGUUGAUUGGUAUAUUGUGUAUGAUAAAGUAGGUGAUGUUCACAUGUGAUAUGGUGGUUAAGGGAGCAACUAAGUCGCAGUGCUGCUGAAACCCAAAUCUUAGAGUUUUGUUCGAAGUCUAUCGGUUCAAAUUCAAAUGGACUAAAUACCGUGCUGCAAUCAAUGCUAGGUCGGUUUUUUUUCGUAUGCUGAAAAUAGAAUUAUCCUGUUUUAAAAUUGUUAACUACUAACUGACAGUUCAAUGAAAACGCCCAUUUCCGCAACUA